Molecule: messenger RNA, 853 nt
Organism: Harmonia axyridis
Lineage: Eukaryota; Metazoa; Arthropoda; Insecta; Coleoptera; Coccinellidae
Product: U6 snRNA-associated Sm-like protein LSm4
Exons: 5
Coding region: 142-555 (137 amino acids)
Biological process (GO): mRNA splicing, via spliceosome; P-body assembly; spliceosomal snRNP assembly
Cellular component (GO): spliceosomal tri-snRNP complex; P-body; U6 snRNP
Molecular function (GO): U6 snRNA binding
Source: RefSeq, a predicted model, not a curated record
GAUAUUUUUGCACAUCCCUAGUCUAUGAUAUUAUUUAUCCUAACCUAUAUAUCACUUUCACUGACAAGAUUAUUUCUAAUUAUCAAAAAGACAAUUGUUUAUUGUUUCUCUACUACAUCUUAGAUCUGUAUAAUAAUCAAUAUGUUGCCUUUAUCGUUAUUGAGAACUGCCCAAAAUCAUCCUAUGCUGGUGGAACUCAAGAAUGGGGAAACUUACAACGGUCAUCUUGUAAGCUGUGAUAAUUGGAUGAACAUAAACUUGAGAGAAGUUAUUUGUACAUCCAGGGAUGGUGACAAAUUUUGGAGGAUGCCUGAGUGUUAUAUUAGGGGUAGUACAAUUAAAUAUUUGCGUAUACCAGAUGAGGUAAUAGAUAUGGUAAAAGAAGAAGCUGUUGUUAAGAAUAGAGGCAAAGAGCAAAAAAUUGGUGGUAGAGGAGGUGGUGGAGAUCGUCAAAUGCAAAGAAAUAGACCAGCUGCUCGAGGCAAUUUUGGUGGGAGAGGAAGCAAACCUGGACAACCCAACAAAAAACCACUUUUUCAAAAUAAAAAACAGUAAUUACAUUUUGGUUAUACCUUCGUUUGUAAGAUACAUUAAUACUAAUAUCUGUUUGAAAUUAGUACUCCUGGACUUAUGCUUCGUUACUGGAUUUGUAAAUAAUAACUUUUCAACAUGAUUAUAAUGAAUUUCAUUAUAUUCUCAAUGAAUUUAGUUGUUUGACAAUAUAGAUAAUUUUUUUGUAUGAAAAUCAUGAUUUCGUUUUUUAUUGUAAGGAUAAUUUAUAUUCAUUUUGUUUCGAGUACGAAUGCCACUUAAAACAAAGUUUUUAAGAUUCAAUAAACUUUCUAAAAAUGUU